AUGUUCCUGGGGGCAAUCUUGUUCAAUCAACCCAUCGGCUCUUGGGAUACCUCCUCUGUGACUGCCAUGGAUUACAUGUUUGGGUUUGCAGCAGCUUUCAACGAACCCAUCGGCUCCUGGCAUACCUCCAGGGUGGAGAGCAUGAGUCCCAUGUUUCAUGCUGCUGCAGCGUUCGAUCAACCCGUCGGCUCUUGGGAUACUUCCUCAGUGACCAGCAUGAGAGGCAUGUUCCAGAAGGCAGUGUCUUUCAAUCAGCCGAUCGCAUCCUGGAAUACUUCCUCUGUGGCUGACAUGACAGUCAUGUUCAAUGAGGCAGUCGCGUUCAAUCAGGCCAUCGGCUCGUGGAAGGUGCCGCCUUAUCUGCAGAGGAUUGCGAUGUUGGAAGGCGCCACCGCCUUUGACUCCCCCCCCUGUGACGCAGGAGCCAUCCCGAGCCCAAAUCGGAUCGCUUGCGAGCGUUGCCCCCCAGGCCGCUACGCGGAGGCGGCCUCCCAAGACUGCACUCUUUGCCCCUUUGGCUCCAUUCCUACAGCAGACCAUGGCACCUGCGAGGAGUGUCCGCCCGGUAGGUUCUCAGGAGUUUUGGAUUGCGAGGACGCCGCCUGCCAGUACGAGUGCUUCGGCGCUUUCCAAAACAAGUCUGAGCUUCGCGCAGCCAUGUUGAUUUGGGAGGCUGACAUUGAUCGUACGAGCCAGCAACGGCUGCGGUCCAUUUAUGGGGAAAUACGAAACUGGGAC
Molecule: messenger RNA, 738 nt
Organism: Symbiodinium necroappetens
Lineage: Eukaryota; Dinophyceae; Suessiales; Symbiodiniaceae
Source: the annotation of a GenBank genome assembly